AUGGGAGAAGGAAGGGCUUGUGGUAACCUUGGCAACGCUUAUGACAGUCUGGGGGAUUUCAAAAAAGCCAUUGAGUACCAUAAACUGCAUCUAAAAAUUGCCAAGGAAGUGGGAGACAGAGGUGGAGAAGGAAAGGCUUAUGAAAACCUUGGCAACGCUUAUGAUAGUCUGCUGGAUUUCAAAAAAGCCAUUGAGUGCCAUGAACGCCAUCUAAAAAUUGUUAAUGAAGUGGGAGACAGAGAUGGAAAAGGAAGGGCUUUUGGAAACCUUGGCAACACUUAUGGUAGUCUGGGGGAUUUCAGAACAGCCAUUUACUACCAUGAACGCCAUCUACGAGUCAAAAAAGAAGUUGGAGACAGGGCUGAAGAAGGAAGGGUUUAUGGUGAACUUGGCAAUGCAUAUGACAGUCUGGGGGAUUUCAAAAAAGCCAUUGACUACCAUGAACGCCAUCUACAAAUUGCCAAAGAAGUGAGAGACAGGGCUGAAGAAGGAAGGGCCUAUGGUAACCUUGGCAACGGUUAUUACGGACUGGGGGAUUUCAAGAAAGCCAUUGAGUACCAUGAACUGCAUCUAAAAAAUUCCAAAGAAGUGAGAGACAAAGCUGGAGAAGGGAGUGCCUAUUGUAACCUUGGCAACGCUUAUGAAAGAUUGGGUGAUUUCAAAACAGCCAUCGACUACCAUGAACACCAUCUAAAAAUUGCCAAAGAAGUAGGAGACAGAGCUGGAGAAGGGAGGGCUUAUGGAAUCCUUGGCAAGGCUUUUGAUAGCCUAGGGGAUUUCAAAAAAGCCAUUGAGUACCAUGAACAGCAUCUAAAAAUUGCUAAAGAAGUUGGAGACAGAGUUACAGAAGGAAGGGCUUACGAAAAGCUUGGCAACGCUUAUCAUAGUCUGCUGGAUUUCAAAAAAGCCGUGGAGCACCAUGAAAGCCAUCUAAAAAUUGUCAAUGAAAUAGGAGACAAGGCUGGAGAAGAAAGGGCUUGUGGAAACCUUUACAACGCUUAUUAUGUUCUGGGGGAUGUCAUACAAGCUACUUCGUACCGUGAACGCCGUCAAAAACUUGCAGCAGAAAUGGGAGAGAAAGCUGAAGAAGGAGGGGCCUCCGGUAAUCUUGUCAACGCUGAUCAUAGUCUGGAGGAUCUGAAAACAGCCGCUGAGUACCUUGAGCGUCAUCUAAAAAUCGCCAAAGAAGUGGCGGACAGAGCUGGAGAAGGAGGGGCUUCUGGAAACCCUGGCAACACUUCUGAUAAUCAAGAGGAUUUCAAAAAAGGCAUCGAACACCAUGAACAGGGUCUAAAAAUUGCUAAGAAACUGCGAGACAGACAUGGAGAAGGAAGUGCAUAUGAAAAGCUUGGCAACGCUUAUCAUAGUCUGGUAGAUUUCAAAAAAGCCCUUGAGCACCAUGAACUCCAUCUACAAGUUGUCAAUGAAAUGGAAAACAGAGCUGGAGAAGAAAGGGCUUAUGGAAACCUGUGCAACACUUAUGAUAGUUUAGGGGAUUUCGAAAAUGCCAUUCACUACCAUGAACGCCAUCUACAAAUUGCCAAAGAAGUGGGAGACAGGAGUGAAGAAGGAAAGGCUUGUGGUAACCUUGGCAACAAUUAUGACUGUCUUGGGGAUUUCAAUAAAGCCAUUGAGUACCAUGAGCUGCAUCUAAAAAUUGCCAAAGAACUGGGAGACAUAGCUGGGGAAGGAAGGGCAUAUGAAAACCUUGGCAACGCUUAUGGUAAUCUACUGGAUUUCAUAAAAGCCAUUGAAUGCCAUGAACGCCAUCUAAAAAUUGUCAAUGAAGUGGGAGACAGAGCUGGAGAAGGAAGGGCGUAUGGAAACCUUGGCAACACUUAUGAUAGUUUAGGGUAUUUCGAAAAUGCCAUUCACUACCAUGAACGCCAUCUACAAAUUGCCAAAGAAGUGGGAGACAGGAGUGAAGAAGGAAAGGCUUGUGGUAACCUUGGCAACAAUUAUGACUGUCUUGGGGAUUUCAAUAAAGCCAUUGAGUACCAUGAGCUGCAUCUAAAAAUUGCCAAAGAACUGGGAGACAUAGCUGGGGAAGGAAGGGCAUAUGAAAACCUUGGCAACGCUUAUGGUAAUCUACUGGAUUUCAUAAAAGCCAUUGAAUGCCAUGAACGCCAUCUAAAAAUUGUCAAUGAAGUGGGAGACAGAGCUGGAGAAGGAAGGGCGUAUGGAAACCUUGGCAACACUUAUGAUAGUUUAGGGUAUUUCGAAAAUGCCAUUCACUACCAUGAACGCCAUCUACAAAUUGCCAAAGACGUGGGAGACAGGGUUGAAGAAGGAAGGGCUUGUGGUAACCUUGGCAAUGCUUUUGAUAGUCUAGGAGACUUCAAAACAGCCGUCGACUACCAUGAACUGCAUCUAAAAAUUUCCAAAGAAUUGAGAGACAAAACUGGAGAAGGGAGUGCCUAUUGUAACCUUGGCAACGCUUAUGGAAGACUGGGUGAUUUCAAAAAAGCCAUCCACUACCAUGAACGGCAUUUGAAAAUUACCAAAGAAGUGGGGGACAGAGCUGGAGAAGGGAGGGCUAAUGGAAACCUUGGCAAUGCUUUUGACAGUCUGGGGAAUUUCAAAACAGCCAUUGAGUACCAUGAACGCCAUCUACAAAUUGCCAAAGAAGUGGGAGACAGGAUUGAAGAAGAAAGGGCUUAUGGUAACCUUGGAAAUGCUUUUGAUAGUCUGGGGGAUUUCAAAACAGCCAUCGCCUACCAUGAACGCCAUCUACAAAUUGCCAAAGAAAUGGGAGACAGGAUUAAGGAAGGAAGGGCUUAUGGUAACCUUGGCAACGCUUAUGACAAACUGGGAAAUUUCAAAAAAGCUAUCAAGUACCGUACGAUGCGUCUAAAAGUCUCCAAAGAAGUGAGACACAAAGCUGGAGAAGGGAGUGCCUAUUGUAACCGUGGCAAUGUUUACGAAACACUGGGUGAUUUCAAAACAGCCAUCAACUACUAUGAACGGCAUCUAAAAACUGCCAAAGAAGUGGGAGACAGAGCUGCAGAAGGGAGGGCUUAUGGAAACCUUGGCAACGCUCUUGAUAGUCUGGGGGAUUUCGAAACAGCCAUCGACUACCAUGACCACCCUCUAAAAAUUGCCAAAGAAGUAGGAGAGAAUGCUGGAGAAGGAGAGGCUUACCGUAAUCUUGGCAAUGCUUAUCAUCGUCUGAGGGAUUUCAAAACAGCCAUUCAGUACCACGAACGUCAUCUAGAAAUUGCCAAGGAAGUGGGAGACAGAGCUGGAGAAGGGAGUGCCUAUUGUAACCUUGGCAACGCUUAUGAUAGUCUGGGGGAUUUCAAAACAGCCAUGGAGUAUCAUAAACGCCAUCUAGAAAUUGCCAAAGACGUGGGAGAAAAAGCUGGAGAAGGAAGGGCUCAUGGAAACCUUGGCAAUGCUCAUGAUAGUCUGGGGGAUUUCAAAAGCCAUUGACUACUAUA
Messenger RNA from Orbicella faveolata, 3440 nucleotides. RefSeq names its product tetratricopeptide repeat protein 28-like. Lineage: Eukaryota; Metazoa; Cnidaria; Anthozoa; Scleractinia; Merulinidae. The record is from RefSeq and is a predicted model, not a curated record.